AUGGAUAAAUAUCAUCCUGGUUAUUAUGGUAAAGUCGGUAUGAGACAUUUUCAUAUGACUCGUAAUCAAUCCUAUUGUCCAACUGUCAACUUGGAUAAAUUAUGGACUUUGGUGUCAGAACAAACAAGGAAAAUCUAUGCUACUAAGAAGGAUAAUAAUCUUGUACCUGUGAUUGAUACUCUGAGAGCAGGAUAUGGUAAAGUUUUGGGUAAAGGUCGUUUACCUGAUCAACCAGUUAUUAUUAAAGCACGUUAUGUUUCUAGACGUGCAGAAGAAAAAAUAAAAAAAGUUGGUGAAAAAGAAAAAAGAGGUAUUAAUAAGUUAAGUGCAGCAAUUAGAUCAUCAGAUUCCGGUAGUUUGGUUAGGUAUCAAAAAAUGGCAGAAUCAAAAUCAACAACAAAUAAUGACACAUUAUUGACUUCAAAAUGGCUGAAAAGAAAAAAUUAG
Molecule: messenger RNA, 447 nt
Organism: Entrophospora candida
Lineage: Eukaryota; Fungi; Glomeromycota; Glomeromycetes; Entrophosporales; Entrophosporaceae
Source: the annotation of a GenBank genome assembly